Seriola dumerili (greater amberjack) is the source of this 8821-nucleotide messenger RNA. Its product is annotated as titin-like. Lineage: Eukaryota; Metazoa; Chordata; Actinopteri; Carangiformes; Carangidae. Gene Ontology annotation, cellular component: plasma membrane. The record is from RefSeq and is a predicted model, not a curated record. Gene Ontology annotation, biological process: hemopoiesis; leukocyte tethering or rolling. The coding region runs from base 1 to 6294 and encodes 2097 amino acids. The transcript is spliced from 29 exons.
AUGACAAGGGUUGAUGAUACAGUUACAGAGAUAAUGCAAGCUGCCAAAGAUGAAGCUGCUCCUGCGGCAGAGUUGGGUGACUCAAAGACUGAGGAGGAGGAGGAGGCUGAAGUUGCCACUGAAGCUGCCAGUGAAACAGAUGUGCAAGAGGCAGAGGAGGAUGAUGCGAAACAUGUCAACCUUGAAGAAAUUGAAAAUGAACCACUACUGGAAGAUGAGGGAGUCCUUGAUGAAGACAGCAAAGAGGGGGAGAAAAUAGAAGAGGUAGAAGAGGUAGAGACGGAGGAAGAGGAGGAAGAAGAUGAGGAGGAGAUUAAAAUAGAGGAGGAAGCGCAGGAGAAGAAAGAGGAAGAGGAAGGUGUUGGUGUUGAAGAUGAAUGCGAACAAGGAGAACCGGACAUUAAGAAAGAGGUGGUUGAUGAAGAGGAGGAGGAAGAGAAGGCCAAAACUGAAGAUUUGGUAGAAGAUGAGGAGCAGGAGGAGGAGGCCAAAACUAUAGACUUGGUAGAAGAUGAGGAGGAGGAGGAGGAGGAGGCGGAGGAGGAGGCCAAGGCCAAGACUGAAGAUUUGGAAGACGAUGAGGAGGAGGAAGAGGAGCCCGAGGCCAAACCUGAAGAUCUGGAAGACGAUGAGGAGCAGGAGGAGGAGGAGGCCAAAACUAUAGACUUAGUAGAAGAUGAGGAGGAGGAGGAGGAGGAGGUGGAGGAGGAGGCCAAGGCCAAGACUGAAGAUUUGGAAGAUGAUGAGGAGGAGGAGGAGGAGCCCGAGGCCAAAACUGAAGAUUUGGAUGACGAUGAGGAGCAGGAGGAGGAGGCGGCCAAAACUGAAGAUUUUGUAGACGAUGACGAAGAGGAAGAAAAGGUGGAGGGGGUGAUAACUGAAGAGGUUUUGGCAGAAAAAGAGGAGGACAUAAAAACUGAGGAGGUUUUGGCAGAAGAGGAGGAGGACAUAAAAACUGAAGAGGUUUUGGCGGAAGAGGAGAUAGAAGAUAAAGAUCUUCAUGUGGAUGAAGUAAGAGAGGAAGAAAACAUUGAAAUAACUGACACUGAUGUCAAAGAUUGGUUUGAAAAGACUGAUCAGGAUGAUCUACAAAUAGAGGACGAUGAAGCUUUAGAGGAAGAAAGACACAACAAAACAGAAACUGAGAUUGAGGUGGAUGACAGAGAUAAAGACAAGGAGCCUUUAGUCCAACAACUUGAUCUUAAAAUUCUGUCGGCUGAAAAGCCCAAUAAUGUCAGUGUUGUGCCUGAGUCUGAUGAUGCUGAAGAAGAAGAAAUGACCAAUGACCAAGACGAAUACUCUGACAUCGUCAAUGAUCAUGAUGAAAACAACAACAACAGUGAGAACAGGAAAACUGAACCUAUACGAAAGAGGAAAGUUCACAUUCCCUUUGAGAGGCUCAGAAGAGUCGGAUCCAGAGCUGCUCACAAAGAGGAAGUGCACCAGCACAAACUUGACAAAGAACUCAAAGCCAAAGAAACUGAGAAGGACAAGAAAAAAGAGAAAGAAGCCAAAUUUGAGGAAACCAUAGAGAUAAAACUAAAAGAAGAAAAGCCAAAGGCAGAGACCAAACCUGAGGCAAAACCCCUUGAGAAGGAGCCAGAGAGGCCCAAAGGAGAAGAGGCAAGGAAAAAGCCUCCCAAAGAGGCGAAAGAAGUCAAGAAACCUUCCAAAGAGGAGAAAGAAGUCAAGAAAUCACCUAAAGAACACAAAGAGGUCACAAAACCACCCAAAGAAGAGAGGGAAGUUAAGAGACCUCCAAAAGAAAAGAAAGAAGUCAAGAAACCUUUCAAAGAAGAGAGGGAAGUCAAGAAACCUUCCAAAGCAGCGGAAGAAGUCAAGAAACCACCUAAAGAAGACAUAGAAGUCAAGAAACCAUCUAAAGAAGAGACAGAAGUCAAGAAACCACCUAAAGAAGUAAAAGAAGUAAAGAAACCACCUAAAGAGGAGAAAGAAGUUAGGAAACAGGUUAAAGAAGAGAAAGAAGUCAAGAAACCACAUAAAGAAGAGAAAGCGCCCACAAAACCUCCCAAAGAGGAGAAAGAAGUCAAGAAACCUCCCAAAGAAAAGACAGAAGUCAAGAAACCUUCAAAAGAGGAGGAAGAUGUCAAGAAACCACAUAAAGAAGAGAAAGAGCCCACAAAACCUCCAAAAGAAAAGAAAGAAGUCAUGAAAGUGGAGGAAGAUGUCAAGAAACCACCUAAAGGACUGAAAGAAGUGAAGAAACCUUCCAAAGAAAAGAAAGAAUUCAAGAAACCAUCUAAAGAGGAGAAAGAGGUCAAGAAACCUCAUAAAGAAGAGAAGGAAGUUAAGAAACAACCCAAAGAAGAGAAAGAAGUAAAGAAACCAUCUAGAGAGGAGAAAGAAGUCAAGAAACCAUCUAAAGAGGAGACAGAAGCCAAGAAACCACCUAAAGAAGACAAAGAAGUUAAGAAACCACCCAAAGAGGAGAAAGAGGUCAAGAAACCAAUUGAGGAGGAUAAAGAAGUCAAGAAACCACAUAAAGAAGAGAAAGAAGUCAAGAAACCACCCAAAGAAGAGAAAGAAAUCAAGAAACCAAUUGAGGAGGAUAAAGAAGUCAAGAAACCAUCUAAAGAGGAGACAGAGGCCAAGAAACCACCUAAAGAAGACAAAGAAGUUAAGAAACCACCCAAAGAGAAGAAAGAGGUCAAGAAACCAAUUGAGGAGGAUAAAGAAGUCAAGAAACCACAUAAAGAAGAGAAAGAAGUCAAGAAACCAUCUAAAGAGGAGACAGAGGCCAGGAAACCACCUAAAGAAGACAAAGAAGUUAAGAAACCACCCAAAGAGGAGAAAGAAGUCAAGAAACCACCUAAAGAAGAGAAAGAAGUCAAGAAACCACAUAAAGAAGAGAAAGAAAUCAAGAAACCAUCUAAAGAGGAGAAAGAGGUCAAGAAACCACCCAAAGAAGAGAAAGAAAUCAAGAAACCAAUUAAAGUGGAUAAAGAGGUCAAGAAACCACCCAAAGAAGAGAAAGAAAUCAAGAAACCAUCUAAAGAGGAGAAAGAAGUCAAGAAACCACCUAAAGAAGAGAGGAAAGUCGAGAAACCACCUAAAGAAGAGAAAGAAGUCAAGAAACCACUUAAAGAAGAGAAGGAAGUCAAGAAACCACCUAAAGAAGUGACAGAAGUCAAGAAACCAUCUAAAGAGGAGAAAGAGGUCAAGAAACCAUCUAAAGAAGAAAAAGAAGUCAAGAUACCACCCAAAGAAGUGACAGAAGUCAAGAAACCAUCUAAAGAGGAGAAAGAAGUAAAGAAACCAUCUAAAGAUGAUAAAGAAGUCAAGAAACCAUCUAAAGAGGAAAAAGAGGUGACAAAGCCUCCCAAAGAAGAAAAAGAAGUCAAGAAACCUCCCAAAGAGGAGAAAGAAUUCAAGAAACCACUUAAAGAAGAGAAAGAGGUGACAAAGCCUCACAAAGAAGAAAAAGAAGUCAAGAAACCCCACAAGGAGGAGAAAGAAGUCAAGAAACCACUUCAAGAAGAGAAAGAGGUGACAAAGCCUCACAAAGAAGAAAAAGAAGUCAAGAAACCCCACAAGGAGGAGAAAGAGGUCAAGAAACCACUUAAAGAAGAGAGAGAGGUGACAAAGCCUCACAAAGAUGAAAAAGAAGUCAAGAAACCCCACAAGGAGGAGAAAGAAGUCAAGAAACCACUUAAAGAAGAGAAAGAGGUGACAAAGCCUCACAAAGAAGAAAAAGAGGUGACAAAGCCUCCCAAAGAAGAAAAAGAAGUCAAGAAACCUCCCAAAGAGGAGAAAGAAUUCAAGAAACCACUUAAAGAAGAGAAAGAGGUGACAAAGCCUCACAAAGAAGAAAAAGAAGUCAAGAAACCCCACAAGGAGGAGAAAGAGGUCAAGAAACCACUUAAAGAAGAGAGAGAGGUGACAAAGCCUCACAAAGAUGAAAAAGAAGUCAAGAAACCCCACAAGGAGGAGAAAGAAGUCAAGAAACCACUUCAAGAAGAGAAAGAGGUGACAAAGCCUCACAAAGAAGAAAAACAAGUCAAGAAACCUUCCAAAGAAGAGAAGGAAGAAGUCAAGAAACCACUCAAAGAAGAUGAAGAAAAGACACAUCCAAAAGUAGAGGAAAAAACACCCAAAGAAAUGGUACACUCAAAACCAUCUCAGAAAGAGAGAGAUCCAAAACACCCUCAAGAGGAGAUAGUAGAGAAAGAGGCUAAACCUAAAGAACUGGAGUCAAUAAAGAUGCCUUCUAAGGAAAAGACAGAAGUGAAGAAACCCUCUAAGGAGGAAAAGGAAGAGGUGAAGCCAUUUAAGGAGGAGAAAGAAAUUAAGAAACCCAAAAAGGAGAAAGACGGAAAAGAGGUUAGGAAGCCCUCUAAAGAGAAGAAAGAAGUAAAGCCUUCCAAGGAAGAUAAAAAAGAGGCAAUAACUUCAGCGGAAGCUAUAGAAGUGGAGAAACCUUCUAAAGUAGAGACAGAUGUUAAGAAACUCUCUAAAGAAAAGACAGAAAUGAAGAAGUCUCCUCAUGAAGAGAAAAAGCCUCCCAAAGAAGGCAAAGAAGUAUCAAAGCCUGCAAAAGAAGAACCAGAAAAGAUCUCCAAAGAGAAGAAAAAACCAGCUAAACCUUCUGAAGAGGUGAAAGAGGAGGAGAAGCAAGAGAGGCGUCCCAAAGAAAAGGCAGUACCAAAGAAGCCCUCUAAAGAAAAACAAGAACCAGAGAAACCUUCUAAAGAGGAAAAAGAACCCACAAAACUGUCUAUAAAGGUAGAAAAAGAACCAAAGAAACCUACCAAAGAGGAGGCAGAGCAAAAGAAGCCCCUGAAGAAACAGGAACAGGAGAAGCCUCCCAAAGAAAAGAAAGAAGUCAAGAAGAUUUCUAAAGAAGAAAAGGAACCAAAGAAGAUCUCUAAGGAAGAAACAGAACCAAAAAAGCCUUCUAAAGAAGAGAAAGAAAUCAAGAAGAGUCCUAAAGAAGACAAAGAACUUAUCAAGAAGAGAGACACACAGACAGAUGUUAGACCAAAAAGUGCUGCAAGGAGAAUUAGAGUUGUCAAGAAAGAAGUUGCAUCUGUCCUGAAGAAGGAACAUCUUAAUGCAACAAAAGCAGUUGAAGAACCCAAGAAGACUGUAAAGAUGCUGAAAGCUUCUAAAAAGCAGAUUGUUCCUAUACUGAAAAAGGAACAUGUGAAUGUUACAAAAACAGAGGCUCCAGAAGUUCCCAAGGUGAAAGCCAAACCAGAACCUGCAAAGAAAGUGGCAGCUCCCAAGGAGCCCAAGAAGGAACCAAAGCAAAAAAUCAAACCUGCUAAACCAGAUAUUGAUGCAGUGAAGGAAAAGGAAAAACCAACCCCUUCCAAGAAAGAGGUUGCUGCUCCAAAAGAAAAGGCCAAACCAGUCACCUUGAAAAAAGAACAACAAGGGACUCCCAGAAAUGCCUCUUUGGUAAAAGAGAGAGUCAAAAUAGUGCCUAUGAAGAAAGUAGUCAAGGUGUCCAAAGAGAAAGUCAAAGAAGUCUCUGCAAAGACAGCUGAAGUUUCAAAACAGAAGCACAAGCCAGUUCUAACAAAGAGAGAACCUGCUCCUCUCAAGACAAAACCAGCCCCAGUAGUCAAAGAGACAGAAGCACCUCACAAAAAUGCAUCUCUUACAAAGGAGAAGGUGAAGGUGGUGCCACUGAAGAAAGUGCCUGUAACUCCAAAAGAGAAAGUCAAACCAGCACCAACACAAAAAGAAGCUGAAGUUCUCAAGGAGAAGAAGGCCGAGCCAGUGGCGCCCAAAAAAGCACCAGUUACCAAGGAAAAACCAACACCUGCUGAAAAGAAGAAAGAACCUGAGGCCAAGCCAGUUCUUGCCAAAAAAGAAACAGAAGUUACAAAGGAGAAGCCUAAAGCAGUUCAUGAAAAGAAAGCUCCUUCUAAAGCAGAGGCUGAUGCAAGAAAAGAAAAAGUCAAAACUCUGCUAAAGACAAAAGAGCCCAAAGCACCAGAGGAGAAAGUCAAACCAGCAGUUAAAAAAGAACUGGAGACUCCUAAAGCAAAGGACAAACCUCCUGUAGAAAAGAAAGAAAAACCAGUUGAGAAGAAGACAGCCAAAGAGGAGAAAGCUGAAGAGGACAGAGUUCUUAAAGAGAUACAGCCGCCUGCAAAGAAAGAAAAAUCUGUAGAGAAGAAAGCUGCCAAAGAGGAGAAGAUUAAAGCAGAGCCUGCUGUAUCAGACUUUCUUAUGGACGACGAGCUGCCCUACUUCCAGUGCUUCUUUGUGGAUGAGGACGAGGCCCAGUUUCCGUUCUACGCCUUCUCGCCGCUGCAGAUUUGAAGCUUCAGUCUGACGCCAGUCUGAGGUUUACAGUUUACAGUGUAGUCAAUUUCCUGAUAAUGACAAGGUCACAUCACACCCUGUGCUGCUGAAACGCGGCUGCUGUUCACUGUUGGUCUGCAGGAGAAAAAAGCCUGGACAGCAGAGGAUGAUGGGUGAUGGACCAUUAUUUUAUUUCCAGAUUUGGUUGAGCUCUCGUACCAAAUACAUGCAGCUAAUGUCAUUCCUUUUUUUUUCUGAUUUCUGUUUUUAUUUUUUUAUUUUUUUGCAUUCAAUUCUUUUGAAAGGUGGAUUUCAUUUAUAUUUUACAUGGAACAAUCUAGUGUAGGAUCAUUCAUUUAGAUCCUCGAAGCAACACAUGCAAAUACGUUUAAUAUAAUUUACUACUCACUUCAUUUUCUCAUGAUGUAAAAAAAGAAUGACAUCUGCACUACUGUACAAUGGUGCAGUUUUUUAAGUAGUAACGUAGUAUUGAAUAUGUUCAACCGUGCUGUAAACAGGGUACAAAAAAUGGCCACAAUCACUAAUCCAAGGCUUACAGGGGUUCAGUUCCUCUAAGCCCACGUUUACUUGAAAAGUGGUUUGUACAUGAAUUUUUAUGCUUGUUCAUGUGUGUAGUUUAUUUUCUUCAUCGCAUGGAAAAUGGCAAAAUCUUUAAUACCCUGCUUCUAUAGCCCUUUAAUCAACAGUUGGACUUCUUUUUAGUGUUUGUGCAUAAUUUCAUAAUCUUGAUAUUAUUUUAUUUAUUUCAAUGAAUUUUUUUUUCCUCUCACAUCUUCCUCUUUUCCUUCCCUACUGGGCACACAAAGGGAAUCAAAGCAUUACUAAAAGGAAAUUGAUCUUCUUUGCAUUUUUAAAGACACAGCACCAAUGUUUGUUUUUUUUCUUUUGUUUCUUAGUUGUUAAUUGUCAAAAGGAAUGACUAUGCACUGUAUAAGAGAGCUCCCAAUCUUACUCAUGAAACACUACCUGACAUGUUGACAUUUAAAGUCUUAUUAAACUUUGUCAUCUAGACAUUUGCACCAGCUCCUCAUUUUGAUAUUGGUGCUAAUAAGAAGCGUUGCAUUGCCUGAACUCUCAGAAUGAGGUUUGAGGUCUUUUUUACAUUGUAAUUGUUUCUGGCGUCAAGUAUCAGAUUCAUUCUGUAAUUACUCUGAUAGACCAAAAACACACUGUGACUGACUUUGGUCGUUGUCCGUGUGCACAACAUAGAAACUUGACAUAUUUUGGAAACCAUUUGCGAAGGUUCAAGAACGUGGCAGAAGAGUCAAAGACACUAUUUCCAGGUUAAAAGUCUUUGAAAAUAAUAUUGUGUAUUUCAUGCUGCUGGUCUACAUAAUAUUAAUGCGUAUCUUUUUUUGACUUUUUAAAUGCAGCAUAAUAUAAACAGGAUUUAUAUUAUAUGGAUAUCCUGUACUUAAGAUGUACAGGCAGGCCUACCUGAUGUCAGAUUGAUUUCGAAAACUGAUAUUGGUCAUAAACUCAAAGCCAAUUCAUGUAUUUGAAAUCUCUGAAAAAUGAUAUAUAGACAGUACCAAUGUUGGCAUCAAUGUGGUUAUGUUUAAUGUUGAAACAAUGACAUCUUUGAUUAUAGCUGUUGAUCAUGUGAUCACACUCUUAAGUUGUUGCAGAGGGUGUUGCAUGUUCGGGCAGAUGAUCUCAGAUGUUAAUUGUCACAUUAAUUCUCAGUCAGCUUGUAGCAGCUGUUGUUUACAUAUGGCUCUUUACAUUUUGCUCCAUAUGCUGCAUAGAAGACAGUUAUAACAGCUUGCAGUACUAAUCUGAGUCCACAUGAAUGUAAAUCCACUUAUAUUUCUUAUUAAAAUUAUAUGAACACACUUUGGUGCAUAAGACCCUCUGCAGCUCACACCGAGCUCAGGCUCCAGUAACUGUAGUGUAACAGCUGGAGUUUUGUGGCGAUGUUCCACCACGACUGUUGAAGUUGUGGGUAAAGACACUGUCCUGUCUUUGAAUAUUUCUAGAAGUUAUUGGAUUUUAGGAAAGAAGAUGUGUAACUAAAAACAUUUUGAUUGAUGGCAGCAACAGAUUAUUUGUCUCAGUCGUGUUAACUGAAUUAUAUCAGAAGACUCACUUUUACCAAGUGAAUAUGUGCAAUACAUAAAUAUUUGAUGAUCUCAGUGAUGAAGCACUGUAUGUUUGUCUGACAGUCCUAGAAUGAAAUGUGCAUGAUGUGUGUUUUUAUUUUAUGCUCUCAAAUGUUUAUAUUAUAAUUUUCCCCAACCUUGAGAAUAGCAACACUAAAUACUUGAACUCAUGAAUCCAAUAAAUGAUAUUUUGUCUCUGUGUAGUGUUGCUAACAUCAUAUAAUUACAGUUACAUAACUGUAAUUAAAGUAACCUCAUUGUAAAUAGUUAAAUUAAAGGAAAAAUAGACUAGAGAUUUGCUGAAAAUGAUGUUUUCAAUCAUUACUACUGAAAGUGCUCUUUACCUUCAAAUCACAUUAUGUUUCAUUUGUCGGUGACACCUUCAUUUUGUCUGUGAAUAGUAGCAAUUUAACAUUAAAACA